AUGUUUGGGAAGAAGAAGAAGCGGGUAGAGAUCUCCGCGCCAUCCAACUUCGAGCACCGCGUGCACACGGGCUUUGACCAGCAUGAGCAGAAGUUCACGGGGCUGCCCCGCCAGUGGCAGAGCCUGAUCGAGGAGUCGGCCCGCAGGCCCAAGCCCCUCGUGGACCCCGCCUGCAUCACCUCCAUCCAGCCCGGGGCUCCCAAGGUGGUGAUCAUGCGGGACUACCAGCACGAGAACGUGGUGGAGAUGUACAACAGCUACCUGGUCGGGGAUGAGCUCUGGGUGGUGAUGGAGUUCCUGGAGGGCGGCGCCCUCACCGACAUCGUCACUCACACCAGGAUGAAUGAGGAGCAGAUUGCCGCCGUGUGCCUGGCCGUGCUGCAGGCCUUGUCUGUGCUCCACGCGCAGGGCGUCAUCCACCGCGACAUCAAGAGUGACUCCAUCCUGCUGACCCACGACGGCAGGGUGAAGCUGUCGGACUUUGGGUUCUGUGCCCAGGUGAGCAAGGAGGUACCGCGGAGGAAGUCACUGGUCGGCACGCCCUACUGGAUGGCCCCAGAGCUCAUCUCUCGCCUCCCCUAUGGGCCAGAGGUGGACAUCUGGUCUCUGGGGGUGAUGGUGAUCGAGAUGGUGGAUGGGGAGCCCCCCUACUUCAACGAGCCACCCCUCAAAGCCAUGAAGAUGAUUCGGGACAACCUGCCGCCUCGACUGAAAAACCUGCACAAGGUGUCCCCGUCCCUGAAGGGCUUCCUGGACCGCCUGCUGGUGCGUGACCCGGCACAGCGGGCCACAGCGGCUGAACUGCUGAAGCACCCGUUCCUGGCCAAAGCGGGCCCGCCCGCCAGCAUCGUGCCCCUCAUGCGCCAGAACCGCACCAGAUGA
Molecule: messenger RNA, 882 nt
Organism: Puma concolor (puma)
Lineage: Eukaryota; Metazoa; Chordata; Mammalia; Carnivora; Felidae
Source: RefSeq, a predicted model, not a curated record